GACGCUCAACAGUAGUACAACACUUCAUCGCUGACUCGACUAUUGUCGUUGACUAUUGUCUUGAGGGCAGCAUCGUUUGGUUUACACUGACGACGUCUUCUUGCCUUACAUUGUGCGUCGCGACGGUGGGCCCCAGUGCCCGUCUUGUGAAGGAGCUAAGAAGGAGGAAGAUACCCUAGAAAGAUGUCAUCGCAAGGUACCGGACGCGCACUUGGCCGUGGGCGAGGUCGUGCUGGAGCCGGCCGAGGUCGCGGCAGAGGGGCCCCGUCAGCGGGAGCAUCUCGUCCAGGUGGUGGAGCCGCAAAAGCUCCAGCACCUGCAGCAGCAGCAGCAGCUGCACCAGCACCUGCAGCAGCAGCUGCAGCAGCAGCUGCACCUGCAGCAGCACGUGCACCAGCACCGGCAGCAGCACGUGCACCAGCACCGGCAGCAGCACGUGCACCAGCACCGGCAGCAGCACGUGCACCGACAGGAGCAUGGGCAGCAGCACCGGCAGCAGCACGGGCAGCAGCACCGGCAGCAGCACCGGCAGCAGCACGUGCACCAGCACCGACAGGAGCAUGGGCAGCAGCACCGGCAGCAGCACGUGCACCAGCACCGGCAGCAGCACGUGCACCGGCAGCAGCUGCAGCAGCAGCAGCACCGGCAGCAGGUGUAGCAGUAUCCCCUGCAGACCCAGUAGCCGCUGUUGCUCAACAGUUCGCAGGCGCAGCCAUAUCGGGAGCUUCGGCAGGAGCUUCGGCAGGAGCUUCGGCAGGAGCUUCGGCAGGAGCUUCGGCAGGAGCAGCAUCGGCAGCAGCCGCCUUUCCCGGGCAAGGAGCAGCUGCACGACCAAGGCGUGGCGUCCAACACUUACCCGAAGCCCAGGACUUUGCGCCACAAUGCAAACAGGCGCCGGCGAGUCGCAUGGGCACGCUCAAUAACUCUAUCCUCGUGCCCAUUGUUACCAACUCGUUCUUGCUCGUACUCGGCAGGAAUGGCCCAUGCCAUAAGUGCGUGUAUAACUACCGGGUCACCAGUCAUCCCAACCUGGCCCCGUCCGUAUUGACCGCCGUUAUCCACAACUCCCCAGAGAUCACCGCUGCCGUGGGAAAGAUGGCCUUUGACGGCGCGCAGGCGUUCUUGCUCGGAAAACUGGCAGACAGUGUAACCACCUUCUAUGCCCGCACUAACGGUUCCAGGGACGGCUCCAUCCCACCCGAGGAUGUAGAGGUCAUCUUCGAAUACAACCAUGAUGUCCCGUGGGGAUCUCCAACCAUCCUGCAGGCGAUGAACAUCCUGCUGAAAUCGUACAUGAAGAAGUGUGGCAUGGUCCUUAUCGGUCGCCAUUACUUCCAGCCUGAUCAUGUCCACCCUGUGCAAGGAUUGGCGGGGAUCAAUGUGUGGCCAGGGUACGUGACGGCCAUCAGCGAAUGUAUGGGUGGUGUCAUGCUCAACGUUGACAUAGCCCACAAGAUCACCCGCGACGAGAGCCCCUAUAAUGUCAUCCAGGAGGUAACGCACAGUGGAAAAAAUGUGAAGGAGAAUGUUGAGAAGUUGUUGAUCGGUGAAGUCGUUAUGACGCCGUACAAUAACAAGACCUACCGCAUAGAUGACAUUGACUGGAACAGCAACCCUUGUUGCAGGUUCACGGCUGGUCGCAAGAUCGACGGCGUGUUUCAGGAGUAUGAAACGACGUAUCUAGAGUACUAUGAACAGAAGUACACGGUAAGCAUCCACGAUCACGGGCAGCCUAUGUUGAUCUCUUGCAACAAGAAGAAGGGACCAAUCCCUGCCAACAAUGCCGAAGCAGUGCAUGAGGCUCAGAAGCUCCUCUACUUGGUGCCAGAGCUGUGCAGGUUGACCGGUAUCACUGAGCGCCAGCGUGCCGACUUUAACUUCAUGAAGGAACUUGGUAGGGUGACUCGUGUCGGACCCAACGACCGUGCCCGCCUCACGUUGGAGUACCCUCACGACAUGAACAAGAAGCAGGAUUGCCAUCGCUUCGACAACUGGGCCAUCAGGGUCACAGAGCAGUUUGUGAAGCCUACGGCUCGGCGCCUUAGACCGGUUGUAAUGUUCCAGAACGUGGACUACGAGAAGAAGAUCCGUGGUGCUGAGCUCAAAUCCAACCCUGACAACCCUGACUGGACUGCAGCCAUGCGAAGCAUGCCGCUUCCUCGCCUGCCACAAAACGGCUUGCAUACCUGGCUCUUUCUUUUCCCAGAGCGUGUACUUCCACAAGCGCAGGACUUCCACACCACAUUGAUGAAGGUUGGCCCGCCCAUGGGACUCAACAUUAUUAGUGCAAACGUUCUCCGCUUGGACAGAGACAGCCCUGGCAGAUAUCAGGAAGUAAUUGCCCACGAGCUGCCUAAAAAAAAUUACCAGCUGGUGUGCUGCAUGUUGCCCAACAACCAGAAGCAGCGCUAUGACACCAUCAAGAAGCUAACGUAUUGUGGACCAAUACCAGUUCUUUCUCAGUGCGUCUUGUCCAAGACCGUCUCCGGCAAGAAGCUCAUGUCGGCAUGCACCAAGAUCGCCAUGCAGAUCGUUGUCAAGCUGGGCGGCGCCCUGUGGCAUGCGGAGCCGUGUGGUAUUUUUUCUAGUGCCAUGACCGUCGGGUUGGACGUGUACCAUCAGAGGGGACAGAACUCCAUCCUUGGCUAUGUGGCAGCUCUUACCCCGGGCCAGGACAGGUUCUAUUCCAAAGCUUUUGUUCAAUGCGAGAGAGAAGAGAAUAUGAAUCAGCUGCAUCAGCCUACCGUUCAUGCUCUACAAGCUUACUAUCAACUACACGGAAGAUACCCGAACAACAUUGUCGUGUUCCGCGAUGGUGUCGGUGAUGGUCAGCUCCCUCUGGUGAGGAGCCACGAGUGCGCCCAGUUCCUGGACGCCAUCCAGGCAACAGCCUCCCACAAGAUCGGUCUUACCUUCAUGGUCAUUCAGAAGCGUGUCAGCCAGCGCUUCUACUUGAACACAGGACCUGGCAGUUAUGAAAACCCUAGGCCUGGAACAAUCAUCGACGAUGUGGUUACUCGCAAGAAGUGGUGUGACUUCUACCUGUGCAGUCAGUCGGUCAACCAGGGAACUGUCACGCCCACCCAUUUCAACCUGAUCUAUGACACGGCCAAUGUCGGAAAGGGAUUUGAUAUCGACCUCCUUCAGCGAUACGCCUACAUCAAUACCCACAUGUACUACAACUGGCCGGGUACGGUGCGUGUUCCAGCUCAGUGCCAGUAUGCUCACAAGCUGGCCUAUUUGGUCGGCGAGCACCUCGUCAGUAUGCCGGAUGAUGCCCUCAACAAUAGGCUCUACUACUUGUAGACGUGUGCUGCUACUUGUACUUUGUACGCGCCUUUCUGGAUUCUCUACGUCGCGUCAUCACGCCGUCCACAGUACCUGUGUAGUGUAUAGCAUCAGGAUCCUCAUCUCUUGAUCAAUAAAUUGUGGUUUUCGGUGGCGAAUUUAAGGGUGGUGACACCACUGUCGCCUGUGUCUUACUGUUUGGGUCUCGUCUUAGGUGACAACUUUGUUGUGUGUGGGUGUGUGGUGAAGUGAUCGCUGCUGUCUAGUCAUCCCCUACCCAAUUUCUCCCUGUUCCUCAUGUGUUGAGAUUUGUCUUGAUGCAUGUAUGUGCGUGUGUGCUUGUGUUUGUGUGUUAUGCUUUUGAUCCCAACCCGCGCAUUUUUCAGUGAUGAUGGUGUGCUCCUGCUGCCGGCAUGCAAUGCAUUUUACAUCUUCCUUCCUUUUUCCCUUCUAUGAUGGCUGGCUUCAUGCUGGAGUGGCCAUACACGCCCAGUCCUUGGGCAGUUUGUGUGCUGUUAUCUACUCUCUCCCUUCGUGAGAGAUUUUUCUCCUUUCAUGGCGUUCUUUACCCUCUCUUUUUUGAGUCGACCCUGACACAAAGCGUAAGGUGUCUAUGCUUAUGCAUGUACCUCAUCUAACCAAGAACAAGAACGGCCAUUUUUUUCCUAUCUCUGGCUACCGUGUGCAAACUCGCUGUCUAGCUUCCCCGGUGCAUUUCUUUUUCUUUCUUUUUUCAUUGAUUUGCGUGCGAGUUUGACGUGGGCCACUACAGAAUGCUGACGGCAGCACAGUCAUUGUUGGUUUUAUAUGCGUUGCGUGUCGCCAUUAUGCUGCUUUGUGUGUAUGUUCUCCGUUUUAUCCGACAGCGUGCGCCCUAUCCUGUUUUUCUGGGCCCAAGCUUUUUUUCUCGUUGCGACGCUGUGUGCUGCUGCUGUUGUUCAUGUUGCUUUAUAUGGCAGAAUACGUUCCAGUUGA
This is a messenger RNA of Sycon ciliatum, 4263 nucleotides long. Its product is annotated as piwi-like protein 1. The record is from RefSeq and is a predicted model, not a curated record. Gene Ontology annotation, biological process: regulatory ncRNA-mediated gene silencing. NCBI's taxonomy places the organism in Eukaryota, Metazoa, Porifera, Calcarea, Leucosolenida, Sycettidae. The coding region runs from base 184 to 3306 and encodes 1040 amino acids. Gene Ontology annotation, molecular function: protein binding; RNA endonuclease activity; piRNA binding. Gene Ontology annotation, cellular component: P granule. The transcript is spliced from 18 exons.